UAUUUUCUUAUUCUCCACAAAACGCUCCUAAAAAAUCCUCAACUUCAACUUUGUUUCUGUCAUGAAUUCAUCUUUUGGUAUAGCUUCAUGUUCGCCGUACCCGAGGCUUCAAUUUUUGCAGUGCUCGUAGAUUGUGUUUUCAGGUUUGUUUUGUUUUCGAGUUUUGGUCUGGUUAUUUAUUCUUUUCUAUUUGAAGUAUAUGAAUCUGAUUUCCUCACUCUUGUUACGGUGAUGUUUGUGGACUUGAAUAUUAUUUAUUUCUUUGAACCUCAUAUGAUUAUUUGUUUGUGGUUCUGUUGGCAUUUUCUUUUUGCCCGCAAGCUGUUUGAUGUGUGGUUUGCAUGAAGGAAAAAAGAUUUUGUUUACGAAAAGUGAUACUGGUAUCUCGUUUUUAUUUGUCAUUGUUAGAUAAAAUACUUGAUGUUGUACUUGAGUUGAGACUCUCCGAUCUAAUGAACUAGAAUGAAGGAAUGAGUUCUCCUCAGUCUUCACUUGGUUAAGUCCUAACAGAUUCCCACUUCAUUCCCUGAAACCUCCACCUUAGAUGUGACCCUCAUGUCUCUUCUCUUAAGUGAACUCAACUACUUUAGGAAACAAGCAAAUCAUAGUCCCCAAUGUUGUUUAGAUCCCCAUUUUCUUUAGUCUGGUUUCUUGUUGUAACUUCUUCAAUCAACUUAGAUAAUAUCAUCUUGUUAAUAGAUGCAGAGUUCCUUAUAUCAAAUUGAAGGUCUUCAUUUUCAUAAAAAAACUCCCUUCAACUUCAUGAUCUCUGCACUUCUUUAGAGGAAUGAGUAUAUUUAAUUGAAUUGAGUAUUAUUUGUAUUAAAUUGUCAAUUUAUUGUCUUUAUAGAUGGAUGAUCUAGGAGAAGAGAAAAUCCUUGCAUUGUUUAGAAGCACACAAAGACUUGAAUGGGUAUUGCUAACACUUUGGGACCAUAUAAUUAAUAACAAUUUUGUUCUAUAAAUAAAAUGAAAGAAACAUAAAGUGCUUAACAUCAGCCUAAAAAAUUAAAAUUCCAGAAAUAGAUUUGAAGUUCACUCUUUAGACAGAAACCAAAGCAAUAGUAUUUAGUUCAAAGAAAAUUUUAUAUCUCUGAUAAACAUCUGAUCUACUUUUUAGUUGGACAAAUUAUAAAAACCACUAAUGCUUUGUUUGGAUUGGAAAAUGAAUUUGACGGAGUUGGAAACGAUUAAUUUGAGAAAAAAAGAGGUGGAAGUGAGGAUUUUUGGAUCAAGGGAAAAAUAGUAAGAACAGUAAGAAAACGAAAGAAAAGUUUGUGAAUGUUUGUGAGUGAUUUGAUUUAUAUGAAUGAUAAAAAAUGUUUUAAUGGAGGAAAUUGGGAUAUAACCAAAUUGCCCAUUUGGUGGAAAUUAUUAUUGUUAUUAGUUAAAUUAUAAUUAUUAUUAUUUUAACUAUUACCAUUAUUACUGUAUUGGGAUUUGUGGGUGUGUCAACAGAUUUUGAGUUCAUCAACCUAAUUUAAGAGAUAAAGGAUGAAGAGGUUCAUGUUCGGCCCAUAAAAAAGCUAUAGGCCUAAUAACUGAUUUUUCACUAAAAUAGACAAGUUCGGCCCAAUCUUAUGCCCAUGGCAUGAGUUCAAUAUUCUUGUGGUCUUAUUUUGUAAACAUUUAACACAGAAUUAGUCCAUAGAUAUUUAAAGAGUUAAAUAGCUAAAAUAUCAGAACUUUUAGAAAUAACUUUUUCAAUUAAGAACAUGAUGGAAGCAUGUAGAGUGCCAAACUGCUUAUCAUCUUGGUAUUGGAUUUAAGUUCUGGUGGCUUUGUACAAUUUAAAAAAAAGGCCCAACAGGCCAAACUGGAUUUUUUUAACAUCCUUGGAAACUUAACCUGCUGCACCUUUUCGUAUAUCUCUGAGCACCUUUAUAUGAAUAUGUGAAAUGAAAAAAAAAGUGGCAACUCAAAAAUGGCGACGAUGAAGGAGGGAGGGAGCGAGAAAGCCUCUACCCAAUCUCUUCAACCAUCGUGAAUGAGCAGAUCAGGCUUCUGACUUGAUUUCUUGGAUUGAGUUCUCUUGUUGGAUCUGACCAUAGUUGUACAGGGAAACACUUUUCAAUUCUCAAACAAACUAAAUGACUUCGAUAACUUCCCAGUUCUCUUGGGUGCUUUCCAGUUCUUCGUCAGUAUUGGUAGCUAAUGAUAAAAGUAAUAAUGUGAGACAUGCUAAUUUUUCUCAAAUCCCUUCCUGGUUCUCUUUGAAAAGCAGUCCUCCUUCAUUGAGGACCAAUCCAAAUAAACAAGGCGAAGUUGAAAACUUGCAUUUGAUUUCUUUGACCAAACAAGGGAAGCUUAGAGAAGUGCAUGAAUUCAUUGAAAGGAUGGACAAAGAGGGUAUUUCCAUUAAUACCCAAUCUUAUGAAUAUCUCUUUAAAAUGUGUGGAACGCUGAGAGCAUUGUCUGAUGGAAGAUUAUUUCAUAAUAGACUGCAGGGAUUCUCCAACAGCAAUAGAUUCAUUGACAAUUGCAUCCUCCAAAUGUAUUGUGACUGCAAAAGUUUCACAGCUGCUGAGAGAUUCUUUGAUAAAAUGGUUGAUCGGGAUUUGUUCUCUUGGGCCACCAUUGUAUCUGCUUACACAAAGGAAGGGCAUACAGAUGAAGCUGUUAGAUUGCUCUUGCAUAUGCUGGAUUUAGGGAUUAAUCCGAACUCCUCUAUCUUCAGUACACUUAUUAUGUCCUUUGCAGAUCCUUCAAUGUUAGACCUUGGCAAACAGAUACAUUCUCAGCUGAUAAGGAAUGGGUUUGCUGCUGAUAUUUCUGUGGAGACAUUAAUCUCCAAAAUGUACGUCAAGUGUGGGUGGUUGGAUGGUGCUGAAGUUUCCAUUAAUAAGAUGACUAGGAAAAAUGUUGUUGCAUGCACCAGGUUGAUGGUGGGUUAUACUCAAGCUGCAAGGCACAGUGAUGCUAUGUUUUUAUUUGCCAAGAUGAUAAGUGAAGGUGUAGAGUUGGAUGAAUUUGUCUUUUCUAUAGUGCUCAAGGCUUGUGCUGCUUUAGGAGACUUAUACACUGGAAGGCAAAUUCAUAGUGUUUGUAUAAAACUUGGCUUGGAAUCUGAGGUCUCGGUUGGUACUCCACUUGUGGACUUUUAUAAUAAGUGUGCAAGAUUUGAUGCUGCACAUCGAGCUUUUGUGACCAUAUGUGAACCUAAUGAUUUCGCAUGGAGUGCUUUAAUUGCUGGAUACUGCCAAAGUGGUAGAUUUGACACUGCUCUAGAGGUAUUUAAGACAAUAAGAAGUGAAGGAGUGUUAUUGAAUUCAUUCAUCUAUACCAACAUUUUUCUAGCGUGCUCUGCUGUCUCAGAUUUGAUGUGCUGUGCUCAAAUCCAUGCAGAUGCAAUAAAAAAGGGGCUAGUUUCGUUCUUGUCUGGGGAGAGUGCUAUGAUCACUAUGUACUCAAAAUGUGGCAAAGUAGAUUACGCAAAACAAGCAUUUUUGACAAUAGACAAACCUGAUACUAUUGCGUGGACUGCAAUAAUAUCUGCUCACGCUUACCAUGGCAAAGCUUCUGAAGCAUUGAGUCUUUUUAAACAGAUGCAGAGGUCUGGUGUAAGGCCAAAUGCCGUCACAUUCAUAGGUUUGUUAAAUGCUUGUAGCCAUUCGGGUUUAGUUAAGGAGGGGAAGCAGUUUUUGGAUUCAAUGAGCGACAAAUAUGGUGUGAACCCAACAAUUGAUCACUACAAUUGCAUGAUUGAUAUAUACUCUCGUGCUGGAAUGCUACAGGAGGCUCAUGAGAUGAUAAGGAGUCUGCCGCUUGAACCUGAUGUGAUGAGUUGGAAAAGUUUAUUGGGAGGAUGUUGGAGCCAUAGGAAUCUUGAGAUUGGUAUGAUUGCAGCUGACAAAAUCUUUCACCUGGACCCGCUAGAUUCUGCUACUUAUGUGAUCAUGUUCAACUUGUGUGCUUUGGAUGGGAAGUGGGAUGAGGCGGCCCAAUUUAGGAAGAUGAUGGCUGAAAGGAACUUGAGGAAGGAAGUCAGUUGCAGCUGGAUUAAUGUGAAGGGUAAAGUCCACCGUUUUGUGGUAGGUGAUAGACACCAUCCUCAAACAGAACAAAUAUACUCAAAAUUGAAAGAACUUAAUUUUUCUCUCAAAAGGGAUGGGGAGUGCCUUCUCAACGAAGAGGAUGCUCUAUCUGACUUUACUGAACGCAAAGAGCAGCUUCUUGUUCAUAGCGAGAGACUGGCUAUAGCCUAUGGUCUCAUGUGCACCUCAGCUGAGACCCCCAUUAUGGUAUUCAAAAAUACACGGUCAUGCAAAGACUGCCAUGAUUUUGCAAAACGAGUCUCAAUAGUAACUGGUCGUGAAUUAAUUGUGAGAGAUGCCACCAGGUUUCAUCAUAUCAAUUCAGGGGAUUGUUCUUGCUGUGAUUAUUGGUGAUUUCAGCUUAGUUUGUUUAAUGUUCUUAGCGGGAUGAUUUUUCUUAAUGCUGCAUUAAUUACAGUAUGGAAUCAUAUAUCAUUUUAUAUUGACAAUUGGAUAUGCAGAGCUUGUGUGAGGUUACUGCAGAUAAGGCAUCAUAAACCACUGCAUUGUACAAAACUCCUUUUUGCACUGUAGAUAUGCAGAACUUUGUCACCCUUCAUGUUAAUUCAUCUAGGUCGACAGCUGGUUUUUUGCAGAAGUUGUCGAAGAAAGGACUAUGCUUUAGUGCUAUCACCACUAAAUGCCUGAAAGUCUUCGAUCUCUAUGGUAGUUAUUGAGUCUGGUCAAUCCAAGAGGCAUGAUGUGCAUGUGAUGUGAAGACACUUCAACGUUCAAGGCUUAAUAGCAAUCAUCAGAGUAAUAAAUGUGUAAUAAUAUAAAUGGUAAAUACCUCGAAAUAGUUGUUUAUCUAUAUUAUUUUUAGUGAAAUGAGUAUAAGUAUUUAAAGAUGAGGUUAUAUCA
Vigna angularis (adzuki bean) is the source of this 4895-nucleotide messenger RNA. RefSeq names its product pentatricopeptide repeat-containing protein At5g13270, chloroplastic. The transcript has 2 exons. Bases 2091 to 4388 code for a protein of 765 amino acids. The record is from RefSeq and is a predicted model, not a curated record. Lineage: Eukaryota; Viridiplantae; Streptophyta; Magnoliopsida; Fabales; Fabaceae. Gene Ontology annotation, molecular function: RNA binding; protein binding; zinc ion binding. Gene Ontology annotation, biological process: RNA modification.